AUGACGACCGCGGCGGCGCAGGUGCCCCGGGCGAAAUUCAUCGAGGAUGUGAACUCGUACAUGAAGGGCAAGGAGGUGGACCAGGUGCUGAUGCAGAUGCAGUCACAGCUGCGGGAGUACAAGGUGAUGGAAAGCAAGGUGCUCAUGGAGGUCCGGCGCCUGUCCACGAAGCUCCCGGACCUGCAGCGGAACCUCGACAUGGUCAAGCUCCUCAUGGACAAGAACGGCGAGGAGGUCAAGGCGGACUUCCAGCUCGCGGACCACGUGUUCGCGAAGUCGUCGAUCCAGGACCCGCAGGGCGUGAUGCUGUGGCUGGGGGCUGACGUGAUGCUGGAGUACCCCCUCGCGGAGGCCAAGGAGCUGCUGGAGGCGCAGGUGGCCAAGUGCAAGGAGCAGAUGGAGGAGAUGCGCGCGGCGCUGGACGUGGUGAAGGACCAGGUCACCACGACGGAGGUGGCCAUUGCGCGUAUCUACAACUACGACGUCGAGGCGCGGCGGGCCGCGAAGGAGAAGGAGGGCGAGGCGUCGUGA
Pedinophyceae sp. YPF-701 is the source of this 531-nucleotide messenger RNA. The record is from the annotation of a GenBank genome assembly. NCBI's taxonomy places the organism in Eukaryota, Viridiplantae, Chlorophyta, Pedinophyceae.